Molecule: messenger RNA, 2285 nt
Organism: Pyrus x bretschneideri (Chinese white pear)
Lineage: Eukaryota; Viridiplantae; Streptophyta; Magnoliopsida; Rosales; Rosaceae
Product: zinc transport protein ZntB-like
Exons: 7
Coding region: 416-2065 (549 amino acids)
Biological process (GO): metal ion transport; transmembrane transport
Cellular component (GO): membrane
Molecular function (GO): metal ion transmembrane transporter activity
Source: RefSeq, a predicted model, not a curated record
UGCAGCAGCAAUAUCUGCUAUAGUACCAAGAAAGAAAUUAAAGGCAGAUGGGAACACACCAUUCUGGUGUCCCCUUAGUGGCUCUGCCACUGGGAAGCAUCGCUUUUUUUUUUUUUUUUUUUUGAUGAAGGGAAGCAUCGCAUUUUUUUUUUUUUUUGGAUGAAGGGAAGCAUCGAAUUGUACCAAUGUUCGUAGCCUUUCCACGUCCCUCCUUUUUUCUUAUAGUUAAAGUUUUUCUCUCCUGCAUAAAUCAAACAAAGGCAUUGCCUUGGUGGAGUUUAGGUUUUUCAACACUCUGCCUUCUUUCCUGGGUUUUGAUAAUUUUUUUAAACAUUGCAGUAUUUAGCUGUGAUCAAGAAUUGCAGCUUAAUCCUGUCUCUGAGAAUUGCAACUUCCAUGGUUUAGCUGUGCAUUGAUGGAACACAACAACAGUAGAGUGGGGGAGAACAGUUCUUCCCAUUGCAAUAACACGAAGAACCCGGAUAGCCAUAGAAUUUAUCCUAGUAGAGAUCCCAUGCCUGGGACUGGGAGUGACCUUUGGAAAAAUGGGCUUAUUUGUGCUUUUGAGUUUAUCCGAAGACGGAAGAAAAUAAUUAGUUCAAAACCUGGUUCAAAAAACCUGACUAAACAACAAAUAGAUGGUGAGCAAGAGAGGGUGCAUGUUCCUUCUUACGGAUUUUCUGAUUCUCCAUCCCAAAUGGAAGAUAGGAGCCAGCAAUCAGGCCAAGUUCAGGAUAUGGAAAGGUUUGAGGGUGGUCAUUGGGUUCCAAUUGGGUGGGAUAGGAUUUCGGAAAUUGUACAAACUGUGCAAGCUAAUGCUAGUUGGGCCUCUCAGCAGUUUGGGAUGGAUGGUGAAGAUGACUUCACUGUUGCAGAUUUAGCAGCUCCAUAUUGGGAGCGUCCAGCAGGGCCCAUUUGGUGGUGCCAUGUCUCUGCAGGCCACCCCACAGUUGAAGCAUGGCUCAACAAUGCCCAGUGGCUUCACCCUGCAGUUAGGUUAGCUUUAAGAGAUGAAAGUCGACUGAUCAGUGACCGGAUGAAGCACCUGCUAUACGAGGUCCCAGUUAGGGUUGCCGGGGGGUUGCUAUUUGAGCUUUUGGGACAGUCUAUUGGGAAUCCAUUUGUUGAUGAGGAUGAUAUCCCCAUUGUUCUUCGAUCGUGGCAAGCGCAAAACUUCCUUGUAACUGUUUUGCAUAUUAAGGGGCCCGUGUCAAGUAUAAAUGUGUUGGGUAUCACAGAAGUUCAGGAACUUCUUUCAACUGGAGGCUAUAAUGCACCGAGAACAGUGCAUGAAGUCAUAGCACAUCUAGCUUGCCGCCUUACUCGAUGGGAUGACAGGUUAUUCCGUAAGUCCAUAUUUGGAGCAGCUGAUGAGGUUGAAUUAAAAUUUGUGAACAGGAGAAACCAUGAGGAUAUGAAUCUUUUCACUGUAAUCCUCAACCAAGAAAUCAGAAAGCUAUCAAGACAGGUUAUCAGAGUGAAGUGGUCGCUUCAUGCAAGAGAAGAGAUUGUAUUCGAGCUUCUCCAACAUUUGAGAGGAAAUGCAGCAAGAACCUUGUUAGAGAAAAUACGAAAGGCCACAAGAGAAAUGAUCGACGAGCAAGAAGCAGUUCGCGGCCGCUUAUUUACCAUUCAGGACGUGAUGCAGAGCACUGUUCGUGCGUGGUUACAGGAUCGAAGCCUUCGAGUGACACACAACCUGACUAUUUUUGGUGGCUGCGGCCUUGUCCUUUCCAUCAUCACCGGGCUGUUUGGAAUUAAUGUUGACGGAAUGCCGGGAGCACAGAACGCUCCAUACGCAUUCGGUGUAUUUUCAGCCGUUCUCGUCUUUAUAGGAGCCGUGCUAAUCGGAGUAGGGCUGCUCUACCUUGGGCUGAAACAACCGGUCACCGAAGAGCAGGUUGAAGUUAGAAAGCUGGAGCUUCAAGAGUUGGUUAAGAUGUUUCAGCACGAGGCUGAGAAUCAUGAAGUGGUUCGUAAAGAUGCGUCUCGCAGUAAUCUAUCCCCUACAGCCGGCAACGGUUUCCUACGUGAUGCAGAUUAUGUUGUGAUUCAAGGAGUAUGAUGCAAUUGUUGGUGUACUCUUUAUACACCAACAGUCGGAUUCUCGGAAACAGAAAAGAAGAGAAUACAUUUUCUCCGUGUUACUUAAAGUUUAUAGCUCGAUCAAGACAACAUCGCAUAUGGUACAAAAUUAAUUACAAUAGCAAUCUCGAACAUCCCUGUGAGUUCAUUCGGCAUUCAAUUCAUCGAAAGAUGUAAAUGUAUAUCUCGAAUUCUAAACC